CGAGAUCGUGCCAUUGUGCGUGGGAGGACCUGCGCGCUGCUGAAAUCAAAACCCAGGCACUGGGAACUGACGUUCACCAAAGCGGAUUGUCAUCUGCACUGACUGCACAGACGUGUAUAAACAGCGAACGUGUUUUGGGCCAUGUCGUGACCGUAUAACCCCCUCCCCUGUCGCCGUGUCGUGCGCGAUCAGCAGAACAACAUGCCUUGCAGAGAAGUUAUUACAUUGCAGCUCGGACACUACGCAAAUUUUGUGGGCUCUCAUAUUUGGAAUUUGCAAGAAGCCUGCUUCUCAUACAAGCCAAAUGACAAAACGAUACCCCUAGAGUUUGCUCACGACAUCUUUUACCGUGAGGGAAAAAACCCCAAGGGUAAUGCGACGUACACUCCACGUCUUCUCAUCGCUGACUUACGAGGCAGUUUAGGAAACCUCAAAACAACUGGUUGUCUUUAUGACCCUCCGCCAUCAUCAGCCAAUGAAGCAAUUGCCUGGUCUGGUAAAGUCACUAUCCACAAGGCUGAACCAGAGACGAAGGUUCCAAGUGGCUCCAGAGACAAAGAUGUACAAUGGUUCCCAGCUGACCAGGACAAAGAUGUUUGCAGAGUGGGCCCCACACACCAGUCGAGCAGGCAGGUGGAAUCUAAAAAGGAGCCUGUACAGCUGUGGUCAGAGUUUCUCAGUGUCCAGCUACACCCUCGAACAAUUCACCUGACUACACGCUAUCUACACAACAAUCCAGAUGACCCCUUUGACCUGUUUGGGAUAGGAAACCAGUGUGUAGAAGAUCAUGAGUGGCGGAACAGUUUUAUGGAUGAUGUGCGCUGGUUUGCAGAAGACUGCGAUUCCCUUCAGGCUUUCAACAUUCUUCUUGAUGGCCAUAAUGGUUUUACUGGUUUGACUAGCAGCCUUUUAGAGAUCCUUCGCGACGAUUACCCAAACAAGUCCUUUUUCUGCUGGCCUCUGUUCCAGCCUCUCUAUAACAGCAUCAACGAAGGGCGGGUUGCAGUUGACAUGGCACACCGUCACUUCAACACAGUCAUGUGCUACCACAGCCUCAACAAACUGUCUUCAGCUUUCUGUCCACUGAGUGUAUCUAGCAGCCACUUUCAGCCCCUUCUACGGGACUUCAAGCAUCUAAAGUUUGCAGGCGACCUGCUUCCCUAUGAUACUAGUGGUGUCCUUGGCCUGGUCCUUGACAAUUUCAUGUGUGCUCUCAAGCUGAAAAGCCAACCUCUGGAAAUGCCCGAGCUCAUUGGCCAGCUCUGCAGCCCCAGCAAAAAGCUAUGUGCUCUGGGAAUGGGCCUGCCCCUUGGCCUUGGCGAGCUCCAGCUGCUAGCCGACUGGACCCAAGGCAGCAGCCUUGUAAUGCUCACCCCAGGAGCCUGCAACCCUGCUCCGUCAGCCAUGAACCUGGCUGUGGUGCGAGGGUGCACCACUAACAUGGUGUCCAAAUCGCCACGUCGGGUACAGGAUCCCAGUGAAGUGCUUUGGAGAUUUGCAGAGCGCAUAUGCGAAGGAUCCCUUACGUGGUUGAGGCAAGUUGAAAACCCUUCCCGCAUCGGCUCGUAUGGCUUCCCAGACAUCUUUGGACCAUUUGUAACUUCAACUGGCCUUAUUUCUUGCCAAGCCAGAGGUGCACAAACUGGUGUUGACCACGUUCCCUCAGUGACGUGUCUGCAGAAUGGAUUGGCAGCCAGCGAUGUGGUGUCUGAAGUGGUGCAGCGAGGCAGACAGCUAGACUUGGGACGCUUUCACCGUUGUGUAGUUGCUGGGACUGAGCCAGAUUUGUAUCGUGAAGCUCUUCACAGUGUGCAAGAACUGGGAAGCAGCUGAAGACCUCCUGUUUGAGCUGUUGUCUUACUGUGAUUGUCGAACGAAAAGAAAAAGAAAUGGAAAUAG
Molecule: messenger RNA, 1899 nt
Organism: Dermacentor silvarum
Lineage: Eukaryota; Metazoa; Arthropoda; Arachnida; Ixodida; Ixodidae
Gene: mst
Product: protein misato homolog 1
Exons: 14
Coding region: 202-1833 (543 amino acids)
Biological process (GO): mitochondrion distribution
Cellular component (GO): cytoplasm
Source: RefSeq, a predicted model, not a curated record